Spirodela intermedia is the source of this 987-nucleotide messenger RNA. NCBI's taxonomy places the organism in Eukaryota, Viridiplantae, Streptophyta, Magnoliopsida, Alismatales, Araceae. The record is from the annotation of a GenBank genome assembly.
AUGUUCUUCUCCACGGAACCACCGAGGGCCGCGGAAGUCAUCACGGCCGCCGCCGCCACCGCCGCCUCGUCUGCCUCGCCGCCGCCGCCGCCAGCUGAUCGCUCCUCCAUGCUGCGGGGGAAGCCCCGGUCCCGCCUCCCCCUCCCGAACCUCAAGGCCUGGGCCAACCAGCGCCUCCUCAAGUGCGUCCGCCUCGACGGAGCCGCUAGUGGUAGCGACCGGGUGACGCCGGCAUCGAAGUCGUCGCGACGGAGGAUGGCGGGAGGUCAGGACGGUGGAUUUGACCAGAUCAGGGAGAAGCUGAUGGAUCACCUCCGCCAGGCGGCCGACCGGAUCGAGCUCCCUGCGGUGGCGCUCGCCGGAGAAAGGCGGACGGAGCCAGCAGCGCAGGCGGAGGCGCCGAUCGAGGAAUCGUCCCACGCCGCCUCCUCCGGCGCCGUCCCUCCGGUCGCCGCGUCGGUCUACGCGGAGGACCUGCCGUGGAAUCUCCGGACGAGGAGGUCGACGCCAGCGUCCAACGCCAGGUCUCUGACGCAGUCUCAGGCGACGUCUCGCCUGAGUUCCGGCACAGCGGAGAGGAGGGAGGCGGCUCUACGCCGGCGCCGGCCGCGGUUCUCGUUGCCGCUGACGAAGGAGGAGAUCGACGAGGACCUGUACGCCUUCACCGGCCGCCUGGCCCCCCGCCGUCCCAAGAAACGGUCCCGCUCCGUACAGAAGCAGCUCGACGUACGUCCCUGAAAUCCUAAAACUGCUUCCCCUCCAACAAUCACCAUAAAAACCAAAGGAAUCCGCUCAGAUGCACGCACAGAGCGAGCAGGAGGAGAUCUUCCUCGCGUUUAUCUUCAUCUCCCCUCCAUUUUCAUACUAAUUCCCCCUCCUCCUCCCCUUCUCUCCUCCUUGCAGAUGUUGUUCCCCGGCCUGUGCCUGUCAGAGGUGACGGCGGAGAUGUACCAGGUCGCGGAUCCCCCUCCUCCGCCUCCUCCUUGA